Manihot esculenta (cassava) is the source of this 890-nucleotide messenger RNA. Its product is annotated as transcription factor bHLH162. NCBI's taxonomy places the organism in Eukaryota, Viridiplantae, Streptophyta, Magnoliopsida, Malpighiales, Euphorbiaceae. Gene Ontology annotation, biological process: regulation of transcription by RNA polymerase II. Gene Ontology annotation, molecular function: protein dimerization activity; RNA polymerase II transcription regulatory region sequence-specific DNA binding; DNA-binding transcription factor activity, RNA polymerase II-specific. Gene Ontology annotation, cellular component: RNA polymerase II transcription regulator complex. The transcript has 3 exons. The coding region runs from base 46 to 723 and encodes 225 amino acids. The record is from RefSeq and is a predicted model, not a curated record.
CAGUGUUUGAUUCCCAAUUAACCAUUUUAACAUCUGGGUUUGCUAAUGGGCGAAGGAAACGUGCUUGUGAGCUCAAUGAUGGAGAUGACUCACUCUUCUUCUGCAACUGCUGCUUUGCUUCCUUCUUCUACUUCUUCAAGAAAAACAGAAAGAAAAGUCAUUGAGAAAAUUAGAAGAAAUCAAAUGAAGACCCUUUUCUCCAAUCUUUAUUCUCUCCUCCCCAAACAAAGUUCCCAGGAAGCAUUGCCACUAACUGAUCAGAUAGAUGAAGCUAUAAACUACAUAAAAACUCAAGAGGCAAAGUUGAAGAAAUUCAAGGAAAAGAAAGAAAGCUUAACAAGCAGAAAAAGAUCGUUUUCUAAAUGCACCAGUUCUUUUGAAUCUACAUCAACUUCAAGAGCACCUAAAUUAGAAAUCAGAGAAAUGGGUUCUUCUCUACAGAUAAUUUUGAUAAGUGGGUUAGAUAAUCAGUUCCUUUUCUGUGAGAUUAUUCGUGUUCUUCAAGAUGAAGGUGUAGAGAUUGCUACUGCUAGUUUUUCAGUUCAUGGCAAUUCAAUUUUCCAUACAGUUCAUGCACAGAUGAGAGAAUGUGAUUUCAGUUUUGGAGCUGCCAAAGUAACUGAGAGAUUGAACAGAUUCAUUAAUGGUUCAACAAGUGAAGUAGAAUCAGAACCAGAUCUAUGGAACUUCAAUGAUCUAGAUCCUGAGACAUGGGCAUUUUAAAAGAUCAAGUACAAAAAUUUGCAAUGUAGUUUUGAAUCUGGACAGAUAGAGAUGUAUGGUGAUGCAAAUAAGCCAUGCUGUAAUUUUAGUAAUAUGGGCAACCGUAGUAUGUAAAUUUUCCUGUCAAAUUUCCCUGUUGAGUAACUUAAAGACUGCAAGUGAGAGGC